Molecule: messenger RNA, 1238 nt
Organism: Elaeis guineensis (African oil palm)
Lineage: Eukaryota; Viridiplantae; Streptophyta; Magnoliopsida; Arecales; Arecaceae
Product: ATG8-interacting protein 2
Cellular component (GO): intracellular membrane-bounded organelle
Source: RefSeq, a predicted model, not a curated record
CACUGACAACCGCCUACAGCCGGUUUCCCAACAGAGAGCACCGGUUGGGACGGGGUCCGCUCCGGAUCUCUCUGGUAUUAAUCUUCACUGUUGGUUCCCAAGAUUUCUUUGCCUUGGGGCCUGGAAAAUUCUCCAAUCUCUUGAUCUAUCAUAUAUUUACGCACGAAGAUCUCUCGUUGAAGUUAGAUUUUGGGAAAUGGCGGACGACGAGAAAGAGAGAGAGGGUGCACCCUCCCGUGGAGCUGAUUGGGAAGUUGUGUCUCUAACUGCAUCUACGUAUGCUGCUGCACCUGGUCCAGAAGGAUUCUUUGAACCAGCUGAUGAGAAUAAAGACAGGGAGUUCAACAAAAACGAUAGCAGUUCUUCUGGUGCAUUAUUUAUGUCUGAUCACUUUGUAUUUCCACCAGACAAGCACGAGAAUCUACCAAUAGAACCUGAAUUCAGUGAAAUUCAUAGUGAAGCAGAGGGUCAGAAAGAGAACCGUGCUGAGGAUGAUAAUGAGCCAAAUAAAAUGGAUGAAGAAAAUGUGCAGAGAAAAUCCGAUGAUGUCCCACAUGGAAUUCAGUAUGGUAUGGAGUAUGAAGAGGGCAAGGGAUUGCAAGACCCAAAUUUGGUUCAGGAGGAGCAGGGUAUGUAUGUGGAUCCUGAAGUUAGUUCAUUUCAUGCUGAAACAAGCAAAAGUGAGUUAGUGCCUCAUGCCGAGAGCACGGAGUUCUACGAACAUUCUCCCCAAAAUCCGGAAUCUCCUCCUGAGUAUGCAAAGAAGAAUGAAGAGAAUAAAUCAGAUGAAUAUGGCGCUCCUGAAGCUUGGUGGAGAAGGCAUGCUGCAUCUUUGUAUCGUCAUGUGAAGGAGGCUAACACAUUUUGGUCUGUCUGUGUGGCCACUGCUUUGAUGGGACUUGUAAUUCUUGGGCAGCAGUGGCAGCGUGAAAAAUGGCAGCUUCAUCAAAUUAAAUGGCGGUUUAGCAUCAAUGAUGAGAAGGUGAGCAAGAUGCGGGGUCCGCUGCGUCGAUUUAAAGAUGUUCUGGUAGGGGGCCACCAGCGGAGCAUCGGUGAUGGUGCUGUAUCAGCCAGCCUUUGAAUUGCUCAUCAUGGUGACAAAAAGCAUGUAGUACUUAUAAAAGAUGGAUUUUUUUUUUUUCAGGAAGCCUGGGAAUUUAAUUUAUGCUUCUGACACUAAGGAGACACCGCAGUUUUACUUUAUAAUGGUUAUCUUUUUCAUACACUGUUUGUGUCAA